CUUGAGCCGAAUUGCCAUCGGAAGCAGCACUGCUUCUUCUUCUUCUUCGUCGUCAUUUCACACUUGUUAUCCUCUCCAGCAGCGGAAUAAUAAUAACAAUAAAAAUACUGCACUAGGUAUGUUGUGAAACCCCGGUCGGUGUGUACAUGUACAGACAGGCUCCGCAGGCUUGGAAGUCUACAUACAUCUCUAUCUACCCAGGGGAGAAGGUCGUGGUAGGGGUCGGCGUUGACACUCACAUCGGUUAUCUAUGUCUAGUACUAUCACUAUCUUGCAGCAGUAGAUUGUCUGUGUCUCGACGGUAUUUCUUAUCGUCUGUCUUAGAGGAGAAACAAAGGUUUUUUGCAAAUCAUUCGCGGAGACACUAUUCUGCGUCAUCGGUCAAUAUGAGCGAGUCAAGUAAGCCUAUAAGAUACGUUGAUAUUGGAAUCAACCUCAGCGACCCCGUCUUUUCGGGGAGCUACCAUGGCAGGCAGGUGCAUGAUAGCGAUCUGGAUGACAUUGUGCAGCGCGCAAAAGAUAUCGGUUGUCAGAAGUUCAUGGUGACAGGCUCGGAUUUGGGAGAGUCUCGUCGUGCUAUAGAACUUGCAGAGCAGUACCCGGGAUUUUGCUACGCUACCGUCGGGGUGCAUCCUUGCCAGGCUAAGCUAUUCGAUGAGUUCCCUGGCGGUCCUGACAAGAUGCUGGACGAGCUGAGGACCCUGGCGCUCCAGUCAAAAGAAGGCGGACAGGCUGUUGCGUUUGGAGAAAUAGGCCUGGACUACGACCGAUUGUUCCUGAGCCCCAAGGAGCCUCAGCUCAAAUACUUCGAGGCCCAGUUGGAUCUUGCGGUGGAAAUUCAACUCCCUCUUUUCCUCCACUCACGGGCUGCUAGCGAGGACUUCGAGAAGCUGCUGGCGCCGCGGCUGGCCAAACUCUCCAAGAGGGGUCUUGUGCACAGCUUCACAGGAACCCUCGAGGAGAUGAAUCGGAUGGUGGCCCUCGGUCUCGAUAUCGGCGUGAAUGGGUGCAGUCUGAAGACGGAGGAAAAUCUCGAAGUCGUCAAGGCUCUUCCGUUGGAAAGACUCCAGAUUGAGACAGAUGGGCCUUGGUGUGAAAUCCGUCCUUCCCACGCAUCUGCGAAAUACCUCAAAGGAGCCCCUGAACUGCCCAAGGCAGUCAAGAAGGAGAGAUGGCAGAAGGGAAUGAUGGUGAAGGGCCGAAAUGAGCCUGCGGCGAUCGCCCAUGUUGCCUAUGUGAUUGCCCAGAUCAAGGGAAUCAGUGUUGAAGAGGUUUGCGAAGCUGCCUGGAAUAAUUCGAUUCGGAUGUUUGGGCUUGGGGAGGAUGCGCCAUGAUUCUGCAUGCCGAAAUUUAUACUAGACGCUGACGGAUAAUCUCUUCUAGCCCUCCAGCGAGAUCAUGCCGUUUUGUUAGAUGUGAGGCUGCCUUUUUAUUUUUUUUCUCCAUGAUCAUGAUAGAUAGAAUAUGAAGACUCUCCUGUUUGUUUGUUUUGUCCCCUGGCGUCCUGACAGAUAUUCCCUUUCGGGUCGUUUAGAGUUGAGUCACGUCAGGGCCAACCAUGGAUCCGGGGAGCGGCCAGGCCCUACGACUAUGCCAAUGUUGCUGUGGGCCAAGAAAUUGGCUGGCCAGAAAGUCUGUACUUACUGCAUCAUCGUCUUCCUUUUCUUUGUGUUCAUCCUGUGAUGCAGAGCGGCAAGCGAAGCUGCUGCCAGCCUUUG
Messenger RNA from Aspergillus heteromorphus CBS 117.55, 1718 nucleotides. Its product is annotated as 3'-5'-exodeoxyribonuclease. Bases 387 to 1334 code for a protein of 315 amino acids. The record is from RefSeq and is a predicted model, not a curated record. Lineage: Eukaryota; Fungi; Ascomycota; Eurotiomycetes; Eurotiales; Aspergillaceae. Gene Ontology annotation, molecular function: 3'-5'-DNA exonuclease activity. The transcript is spliced from 5 exons. Gene Ontology annotation, cellular component: cytosol.